AUAAAUGUGAGUCAGUUGGCAAGCAUCGGAAUAUAAAUCACGUGACCACGGGGAUGCUGCAACGGUCCUAAGUGUAAAAAAUGAUCUCCAGUCACUUUUUAAGCUGCCGCUGUAACUUCGAACGCUCCCUAAACGAACCGUUGUAAGUCGAGGACUCCCUUUCACCUCCUGCAAAAGUCAAGCGGAGGGGCCCUUCCUACGAUCGAGCUUCGGGGGCUCUGCCUUCGCCGCCGGGAGCCAUCCUGGCCGUGGGAACGCUCAGUCCCGCGUCUUGCCCGGAGCAUCCUUCCUUGCCUCCGCCCGGCUGCGCUGCGCUCCGCCUCCGCUGGCCGGGAUGCCCAGCCCAGCGCUCCAAGAGGAGGAGGAGGAGGAGGCCGGCUCAGACGGGAGGAGGGGUCUGGGGAAGCCGGGGUCCAGCCGCCCGCCUCCGGACCGCGGCCUCCGGGCGCCGGGUUGCCUCCCUUGCAUUGUAUUGGAUUGCGUUGCGUUGCGUUGCAUCGACUUGCACCGGACGUCUAUGAAGGAGCCCCGGCCGGGCUGCUGGGCGAGCGGCUCGAUGGAGGGGGGCGCGGGGGGCUCGGCGCUGGAGAAGAGCGCGGCCGAGCUGACCGUGAUGGACGUCUACGACAUCGCCUCUCUGGUGGGCCAGGAGUUCGAGCGGCUGAUCGACCAGCACGGCUGCGAGGCCAUCGGGCGGCUGAUGCCCAGGGUGGUGCGCGUGCUGGAGAUCCUGGAGGUGCUGGUCAGCCGCGACCACAUCAGCCCCGAGGUGGAGGAGCUGCGCCUGGAGCUGGACCGCCUCCGCUUGGAGCGAGUCGACCGGCUGGAGAAGGAGAGGAAGCACCAGAAGGAGCUGGAACUGGUGGAGGAUGUUUGGCGAGGAGAAGCCCAGGACCUCCUCACCCAGAUUGCCCAGCUGCAAGAGGAGAACAAGCAGCUGAUGACGAACCUCACCAACAGGGACGUGAACUUCUCGGAGGAAGAAUUCCAGAAACACGAAGGGAUGUCAGAAAGAGAGAGGCAAGUGAUGAAAAAGCUGAAGGAAGUGGUCGACAAGCAACGGGAUGAAAUCCGCGCGAAGGAUAGAGAACUGGGACUUAAAAAUGAAGACGUAGAAGCACUCCAGCAGCAGCAAAACAGGUUGAUGAAGAUAAACCAUGAUCUGCGCCACCGGAUUACCGUUGUGGAAGCUCAGGGGAAGGCAUUGAUUGAGCAGAAAGUGGAGCUGGAAGCUUAUUUGCAAACCAAAGAGCACGAGAUGACGGCCUUGAGAGCGGAGCUGGGAAAACUGAGGGAGAAACUGCAAGGGGAACCAAGUCACAAUGGAGAAGAAGCACAGGUAGGUGGGGAAUGUGGGUAGUUUUUUAAAAAAAAUGCUUGGGGAGUUUCGUUCUGAGUUCAUAAAGUGAAGUUGCCUUAAAUCUUGCCUGUUUUGAGAUGAGAGAACUUCAAUUCCUAGAAUUCCCCAGCCAGUGUUCUUAAACUUACCCAGGUUGAGAAAUUGACAACUUACCCAGGUUGAGAAAUUGACUUAAAGCAUUAGUUAAAUUAACUCACUGAGGACUAGGGGGCUGGUUUUAAAAACAAGCAGAGACAAAACAAGACUUUGUAGGUAUCCCGGGGCCUAAAAUAUUGGAUCCGGUGAAAACAGAAAGAUGCUUUGUCCAGACUUGAGGCUGGUUCGUUCUUGCCAGCGGUCAAGAUGUGUGUUUGUGGAGAUUGCUGGAGGUGCCAAGUACGUUGAGUCCUAGUGUGUUUUUCGACGGCCACACAAAUUCACAACUGCUUCUUUUAUUUUGUUAUCUGGAAAAGGCUCCCAUUCUUGGGGUUUAAUGAGAUCACUCCUGUUAUGUCCCGAGCCUUGC
Crotalus tigris (Tiger rattlesnake) is the source of this 1865-nucleotide messenger RNA. RefSeq names its product RILP-like protein 1. Gene Ontology annotation, biological process: cilium assembly. NCBI's taxonomy places the organism in Eukaryota, Metazoa, Chordata, Lepidosauria, Squamata, Viperidae. The record is from RefSeq and is a predicted model, not a curated record. Gene Ontology annotation, cellular component: cytoplasm; ciliary basal body. The transcript has 4 exons. The coding region runs from base 335 to 1360 and encodes 341 amino acids.